GUGUUACUAUGGAAAACCAACUUUGAUUCAUUUGAUUAUAAAGAAGUCCUUAAACACCAUAUUAGAAGAACACAUAUUGAUGAUCCGCCUCAUCUUCUUGAUAUUUACCCAAGGUCACCUCAUCUCCAUGAUGAAAAACUUCAGUCAGUUGAGGUCAACCCUACCUUUGAUGUGACUAAUACACAAACACUUGACCCACCUGUCAUAGAGAUUAGUUCCUCUUCAUCUUUCAGUACUCCGGAUGAUGUCAGCAGUGAAGAUCUGCAGUGUCCCCCUGCUUCAGUCUUGGCAACAAGUUCAAAAAGCAAGUCAGAGAAUGAGAGCGAAUCAGCUGUGCCUAAUGUGGACAAGCAAACAGGCAUCUCCCCCUCCCUGGGUAAUGCUUUGGAGCACAUUGUGGAGCAGCUGGAUGUUUUAACUCUAACUAUAUCAAUCCUGGAACAACGACUCACUUUGACUGAAGAUAAAUUGAAAGAAUGCUUAGAAAAUCAGCAAAAAAUGUUACUUCAGGGAAGACAGGAAGAAUAA
This is a messenger RNA of Pelecanus crispus (Dalmatian pelican), 528 nucleotides long. The record is from RefSeq and is a predicted model, not a curated record. NCBI's taxonomy places the organism in Eukaryota, Metazoa, Chordata, Aves, Pelecaniformes, Pelecanidae.